ACUCCCGAUGCCCCUUCUUUUAAAAACGCCUGAGCUCCGGUCUCCAACUCAGCAACUAAACUCACAUGAGAAAAGAGCAGCGGCUCUGCUCUGCUCCACCAGCAGCAUCUCCACUCACACCUGACAAACUGAAGUCUCAGCUCUAUCUGAAAAUUAGCACUUUUUUUCUUAAAUGAAUGUUAUAGAGGAUCUGAGAAAAAUACAAGAAAUCAUCUGUAACUGAAGGUGUGGUAUCAUGUUGGAAUUAAAUAAGGUGGCACUCCUGCUGUCUGUCCUGGCUUCAGUGGCUCUGGGCCAAGGACUUGUGAGGACCAGGAGCCAGACAGACAGGAGCAGUAGAGUGGCCUUCAACGCAUUCACUGACACACAGACAACAGGCGUGACAGAGUGGACGUCAUGGUUCAACAUCGACCAUCCUGGAGGGAAUGGAGACUACGAGCGCCUGGAGGCGAUCCGAUUCUAUUACAGGGAGAGGGUCUGUGCUCGGCCCACGGCCAUGGAGGCUCGCACCACAGACUGGGUUGCAGCAGCAGACACCGGGGAAGUGGUCCACUCCAGUCUGGAGAAGGGCUUCUGGUGCAUCAACAGGGAACAGCCCCAGGGCCGCAUCUGCUCCAACUACCAUGUCCGCUUUCAGUGUCCCCCAGUGCAGAGUUACUGGACUGACUGGAGCGAGUGGGGUCCCUGUUCAACCACGGCUUGUGAUGACGUAGGCAUCCAGGUCCGCCAGAGGAAAUGUGUGAACACCCAGCCCAUGCCUCUCCUGUUGGUGCCGGCGUGCCAGGGGCACCAUUCAGAAAGAAGAGAGUGCUCUAACCCUCCAUGUACAGCCAAGUGGAGUCCGUGGGGUCGGUGGGGGGCGUGUUCAGCGACCUGUGGCGGGGGCCGCCGGAUAAGGAGGAGGACCUGUGCGAGGACCUCAGUGACAGUUCAGUGCACUGGACGGCCUGUUGAGAUGCAGAAGUGUGGGAAGAUUCCAUGUCCAGCCAAAUGUAAGCUUGUGUGCACUGAGGGCCGCCCCAGUGAGGACUGCAGCCGGUGUACAUGUGACGACCACGUGCUGCGCGGAGAAGUCCACAGUGUGACUGGUGUCCCUGUGGCAGCAGCCUUGGUGUCCCUGGACAGCCAGCCCAAGGUGAUCCGUGCCCGAACAGAUGCCAAAGGUCAGUUCAGGCUCUUUGGAAUAUGCUCCUCCAGCUCGACUUCAAUCUCCAUCAGGAAGGAGAAGUUUUCCCCGAUCACCGUCUCCACCACCAGUAACACCACAGGGUUGUCAUGGGUACGGGCUGUCCUCAAAUCAGCUGAAAAGCCGUACAUUGUGAAACACCCAGAAGACAAAAUGCGUUAUGAAGGAGGACGGGUGAUGUUUUGCUGCAAGGCAACGGGAUCACCAACACCUGACAAAUACUACUGGUUCCACAAUGGCACUCUGCUGGACAGGAAAGUGUACAAGUAUGAGGAGGACCUUGUACUGUGGGACCUGAAGCCGGAGCAGUCUGGGCAGUACUACUGCAAGACAAGCAGCUCUGCAGGCAGCAUCAAGUCCUCUCCAGCCCUUCUCACAGUGAUCGCAAAAGGAAAGACAGCGUGCAAUUCAAACCCUGAAACGCACCUCAUCAGACUCCCGAUGGACUGUGUUCAACCUGGGACAGACUCCAUGCACUACAAUGCUGGUCGCUGCCCUCACAACAAAUGUGCUGGCUCUUUAGACUUUGAUAUGCGCUGCAGUGAUGAUUCUAGCUUCUGCUGCGGGGUCCAAAAUAUGGAGAGUCGAAUUAUUGACUGUGGGAGCUACAGCCUCCCUAUCCGGGCUGUGACACAGUGUAGCUGUCAGAAGUGUUUGCAGCCCACUGUGCUGGUUCGUGGCAGAGUGGUCACAGCUGACAAUGAUGAGCCUCUGCGUUUUGGGCAUAUCUACAUUGGUAAAGAGAGGGUGGGCACCACUGGAUACCAAGGAGGAUUCACAUUGCACAUUACUCCUGAUACACAGAGAUUAGUGGUCAAUUUUGUUGACCCUACUGAGAAAUGUAUUGACACUCCUAAAGUGUUCAUUCUUGAUAAGAAAGGUGGGUCCAUUUACCAUGAUGUGAAGGUAAUGAGAAAGCAGGCAGCAAUUGAUAUCAAUGCAGGAGAGUCCAACUCUAUUAACCUAGGGGAUAUUAAAGGAGAAGACCCCAUUGGUCACUUGGUUAUUCCUCCCAACUCCUUCCAUAAGGACAAUGGUGAAAUAUAUGAGGGAACUGUGAAAGCCAGCGUCACAUUCAUUGACCCAAGAAAUAUCACCACAGCGGCUGCCGCCCCUGGCGAUCUCAACUUUGUAGAUGAUGAGGGUGACAUGCUCCCUUUGAGGACCUAUGGCAUGUUCUCUGUGGACUUCAGAGAUGAGACCAACAAAGAGGUACUUGGAGCUGGAGCUGUUCAAGUAUUUCUCGACACACAACACGUUAAAAUGCAAGAGCACAUUCCCAAAAUGAAACUGUGGUCUUUAAACACAGACACAGGAGUCUGGGAAGAAGAGAGUAACUUCUCCUACACCACAACUACUGGUGGUCAUGGGCGGAGCAAGCGAGAGGACCGCACAUUCCUCAUAGGCAACAUGGAGAUCAGAGAGCGAAGGCUCUUUAAUUUAGAUGUGCCUGAAAACAGACGGUGCUACGUCAAAGUCCGAGCCUACAUGAGUGACAAGUUCCUACCUAGUGAACAACUGGAGGGUGUUGUGAUCAGCUUGAUAAACUUGGAACCCAAACCUGGAUUUUCCUCUAAUCCUCGGGCAUGGGGCCGUUUUGACAGUGUCAUAACUGGAUCCAACGGAGCCUGUUUACCAGCUUUCUGUGAUGCCCAAAUGCCUGAUGCCUACACAGCCUAUGUCACAGCAAUGAUAGGUGGGGAAGAACUGGAGGCAGCUCCAUCCGCCCCCAAGAUGAAUCCAAACAUCAUUGGAGUGUCUCAGCCAUAUUUGGAUAAAAUAAACUACCAGCGCUCAGACCACGACGAUCCAGCUUUAAAGAAAACAGCCUUCAAAAUCAACUUGGCAAAGCCAAACCAAAAUAAUUUUGAUGAGACCAAUGGGCCAAUAUAUCCUUAUCAGAGUUUAAUAGGUUGUGAAAAUGCCCCUAUUGAUGCCAAUCAUUUCAGAUUCUUCAGAGUAGAAAAGGACAAAUACGAAUACAAUGUUGUCCCCUUUGAGGAGAAUGAUUUGACAACCUGGACAGGAGACUACCUCUCCUGGUGGCCAAACCCCCAAGAGUUCAGAGCGUGUUAUAUUAAGGUCAAGAUCCAAGGACAGAAGGAAGUCAUGGUCAGGUCAAGGAAUCUGGGAGGAACACACCGGGAAACGAAAGGCAAACUUUACGGCAUAAGAGACAUUCGCAGCACCCGUGACAUGCGAGAGGCCAACGCUUCAGCAGCCUGUUUAGAGUUUAAAUGCAGCGGCAUGUUGUUUGAUCAAGCUGAGGUGGACAGAUCCAUCAUAUCAGUCCUUCCACAGGCGAACUGCCGCAGAACUGGCACCAACAGCCUCCUACAAGAGUAUCUCAUCAAACAUCCACCAGUUGCUCAAAAUAAUGAGUCCCAUGGAUUCACCAUGCUAGCCCCUGUUGAUCCUUUGGGACACAACUAUGGCAUCUACACAGUCACAGACCAGAACCCCAGGGUGGCCAAGGAGAUUGCUAUAGGCCGCUGUUUUGAUGGCACCUCUGAUGGUUUCUCCAGGGAGAUGAAGUCAGACUCUGGAGUGGCGCUGACCUUCAGUUGUCCAGAGAGGAAAAUUAACAGAGAAAGCCUAUUCCAACGCCUGCAGACCAACCCCAGUCAGACUUUGUCUCAGAUGGCGAGGAACAUGAGGGAGUCGGAGGGUCUGCAAGGAUUAUCAUCCCAGAUUGUGGCCUAUCCUUCAGAGCAGCAGGGCAGGACCCAGAGUCGCAGAGUCAGCUCUACAACAAGGAGGAGAGCGUCCAUGCGCACACAGCAACGUCAAUAGAUGUUCCAAGGUCUUCUGUCAAGACUGAUAGGAUGUCAUCAAAUCGAGGGAGUAAAAAUCACCUGUCUGUUGAAGAGUAUUAAGUCCUUCUUGACUAUGGAAACCACAAAACCAAAGCAGGCAGCAAAUUAAAAGAUAUACAUUUCCUAUAUACUUACUUGAAGGGUUUGGUAUAUUAAUUUCUUCCUUCCCUCCUGAAAGACAUGCAUCAUUUGACUUUAUGGAAGGCAGUGACUGGCAUUUACUUAAUUAGCUUCGGUGUAAUUUUAUGUAUAAAUAGACUAAAUUGACGUUUCAGAAUGAAACUUUUAUAGUUUUAAUUUGUGGCGUUCCAAUUUUUUUAUGCUGACGUCUCUCAACGCUGGAGUUGAAACCAAACAUUCACAACUUUAAAUACUACGCCUGGCCCCAAACACCUCAUAAUUCACUGUUGCUUUCCACUGAGCUUCUCUUCAAGAUCAGAAAGAAACCAACUUGAGGUCCUUGUUGUCUGCAGCGGACACUGAGUCAUUUUCUACAACCUAGGAAACUCUCUCUACCAAGGGGAGGCAAAAAUGACACAUGCAGAGGGGCCGAGGCAUGCCACCCAGAGAACAGAGGAUGUUUUCAGUCAUGCUUCCUAAUGUUUUACAUUACCAACUUUGAUCAAGCCAAACGUCCUUUCACACCAACUUAGAAUGUACAAGACCAAGGACCUCCGCCAAGACAAUCAUGGAUCUCACUAGUGGCAGGCAGUCUAAAAUAACGAUUGAUUGAGAGCUACGACACAAUUUCCCUUUGUCCUCUGCACAUUCCAAAUCAGCAUCACCAUAGAAAAAGAUUCCCAAAUAUAUUACUUUCUCAUAAACAUUUACAAAGACCCAAUCAGGGUCUAAAUAGUUUUUUUGUUUUUACAUUUUUGUUACACCAUUGUAUCUUGAAGUGCAAUAACUAUAUCAUUUAACUUAAGUGUUCUUAAAGAUCAGCAUGUAACAAACUAUUACAGUACAUACAAAGUGCUGCUGGUGAAUGACGCAACAACUCCUUUAGUAUGAGUGGCAGAUUAAGGUGUUUGUACGAGAUCCUACACAUUCUUCAAUUCUCUAAACUGAGUACCUAUUAACAUUUUCAAACUUUGGUGCUAGACUCAGUUGAUUUUAAAAUGUGUACACCAUAGUAAUCUUUUCAAUUUCAGAAAGCCAUCUUGUUAAAUGGAAGUCAAACUCUCAGCGGAGCCUUCUCUUCAUUAACAAAACACACUUAAUUAUUCUUACUCGUGAGAGUGAUAAUUAAAAAGUGACACAUUAAUGAAUUUACUUGCAAUGCUUGCAUAAAUCUUGUCAUUGUAACACUAUAAGUACAUUUAAAGUAUACAUUGUGAUGCUGUAGGUAUUGAGACAGAAUAUUAGACUUAAAUAACAGAUAUUAUGCUAUUUUAAUUGGGGUUGGAGAUAACAGGAACUUCCCUCGGUGAUUAAAGAGCCAAGCUUGUUUAUCUGCAAAAUAGGCAGACCCAUGGGAAAAGCUCUUCAAGCUGAACUUAUCCAAAGCCAUAUACCGUAAGGGGGCCGUGGUCCAUGGAGAAACCAGGAGAGGCUUACAAGACAAUAUAUGACUGCUGUUAAUUACAAAAUAAAUUACAUAUUCUCUUGAGAGCUAUUAAAACAGUUUGACCCUGGCUUUCACAAACAGCCAAACAAGAUAAUGUACGGGAUACACAGGAUGAAGUAAUCAACAACUGGGCCCAAGAAGAAUAUGGCAAAACAUAUUAACAAUUAAAAUGGCACCCAGCCUUCAGUACAAGUAACUCCAUUUGAGCCAGAUUACAUUCUUAUUCCUAAUGUGCAACAUAUUGAUUGUUUAAUAUGUAGUACAAGGUGCCAAUGUGAAGUUGUACUUAAAAAUGAAAACCAUAUAUUGUAACCCAACACUUGCACUUGGCCCCACAUUGAAAAACAAUGUGUUUUCAUUGUGUACUAUAUGAGCAGCACACUCAGAAACAGAGUAAUAUAUUGUAACAAUACGUGGCACCACUCUAACCACAGGCCGGUUGGCAUUCCACGACUCAGUUUAGAUUGGCCGAUGAAAAUAAACAUCUCCCUACAGCAGACGCAGCAUCCACCCCGUAUAAAAGAACAUGAUUGAAUCCAGGUGUGGGAAGAGAUAAGUCCUGUACAAAUACAAUGGUUGUGUAAGGUCAGCUGAGGAGGCCCAACAGCUGUCGAGCAACUGGAGGAAAUGUAAAACCAAAGACAUCAAGAGAAAUAACAGCGAGAUUAUCUAGUGAGGGAUUUAAUUUUGGGGUAACUGUUUGGUAAAGGGAACAAAGGAAGGGGAAAUAUUAGUGGUCUUUGGCCUUACAGUCCAUCACUUUGAAAUUGGUUGCACAUGGAAGAAUGCAGGUUUUUUUGAGGAGAAUGCUUUGACAGGAGAAUUGGCUUAUUCAUGAGGAGAAGUUAUCAGAGGAGUUUGAAUGACAAGGUAACAAUAAUAGGCUGAGUGAGCCAUUAUGCAGGGCUUUGCAUGGGAAAGAGAGCUGGAAACAUUUACUUCAAAAGAAGAUUAAAGAACCUCUGCAAUGUUUGGUUUAGUGACUUACUGUAAGAAAAACUUUCCAAAGUCUUUAGAAUAAAAUAAAGUGAGUUUAAGAUGGAAUGGAAGAUACAGAUAAAACACAUUGCAUGGAAAUAAAAUGCAUAUCUCAUUGAAUCUCAGUGGGAAUGGCAGUAGAAGUAGCAAUUGUUGUCUUUUACAGGGAGUCAUUUAAUGUUGAUGUCACAAGUAUGGCUUAAUGGAGCUUUGUGUAUUUUUGCUUUACACAUUUAAAGGAAUAGUUCCACAUUUUGGGAAAUAAGCUUGUUGCUUUGUUGCCAAGAGUUAGACGAGGAGAUCGACAGUACUCUCAUUUCUGUUCAUUAAACAUGAGGUUACAGUCAGCAGCCUGUUAGCUAAGCUUAGCAUAAAGACUGGAAACAGAGGUUAACAGCUAGCCAUGGUCUCCUAGAAUCAACGAUGGUAGCAUGGAGAAAAAAAGAAAGCUUGUCAUUUCCAUGCUUUAACUAGAAAAAACUUUUAAUCAACCAGAAAACACCAAGACUUUUUUAGUCACACGUUCAUCCAUUUUCCCUCAUGAAAAUCACUCAUUGCAGCUGAUUUCAAGGAGAUCAUAAUUUAUUAUUGACCCUUUCCACCACUUUCUGGAGUUUGCGAAGAGAGUUAUAUAUUUGCCAAUGUGCUCUAG
Messenger RNA from Etheostoma spectabile (orangethroat darter), 7199 nucleotides. It is a transcript of the gene cilp2, whose product is annotated as cartilage intermediate layer protein 2. The coding region runs from base 236 to 3979 and encodes 1247 amino acids. The record is from RefSeq and is a predicted model, not a curated record. The transcript is spliced from 10 exons. Lineage: Eukaryota; Metazoa; Chordata; Actinopteri; Perciformes; Percidae.